This is a messenger RNA of Cottoperca gobio, 2315 nucleotides long. It is a transcript of the gene rasl10a, whose product is annotated as RAS-like, family 10, member A. The coding region runs from base 797 to 1408 and encodes 203 amino acids. Lineage: Eukaryota; Metazoa; Chordata; Actinopteri; Perciformes; Bovichtidae. Gene Ontology annotation, molecular function: GTPase activity; GTP binding. The transcript is spliced from 3 exons. The record is from RefSeq and is a predicted model, not a curated record.
CACACACACACACGGUGCUUGUUAAUAGGCUCCAGAUGCCUUUACAGAAAACGCACGUCUGCAGGCUGUGUGGAUUGCCUUUUCCCUUUUGAACCACGCAGAUGUGAAUCUAUCUUUCUGACAUCGACAAAACAAAAAGAUUAUGGGGUUGUGUGCAAUUUCUGAACACGUGGGAAGCGUAUUUAAGAGGCUGGCGUCUGUGCGCGCGUCCUCCGUGUGAUGGAGGAGCGCGGCGGUGGUGCAUCGGUGGAACUGAGUGAGAGGUGCAGAGGACAUAAUCAAUGAAGACACCGAGGGCUCCUGUGCGUUUGGACAAGGUCACAGUCUAGCCUGGGAAAGAAUAUGUCCAUGCGAAGACAACAAGGACGGACUUUUACGCUUCCUCUCGGGGGAAGAGGUCGCCUGGAGAUGUCCCCUGACAACCAAGAGUUUCUCUCUGUGUUGGAUUGCAGAAGCAGCAGAAAUCCUUCCAUCUGCAUGGAUUGGGCUUAAUUAUUGACAACCUUCAAGCUUCAGGCUUCAUUCUUUUCUCCCUCAGCCCGGAGAUAAAGUUUCUUCGCUCUGCUCGACGGGUGGGUGAUUUAUUUGGCCACCUCUUUGUAUAAUUUCACCCAGUUGAACCCAGUUGAAGUGAAUUAGACGCUGCUGGUUUAAAAAGAAAAGAAAAGGGUGAGCAAGAGGUGGAUUGAAUUCCAUCAGAGCGCCAUCAAAACAGCGGCGGCCAGCUGCGUUUCUGGACGGUCACAUCUGUCGUUGUUGUCGUCGCUGUCCAUGGUGCUGAACUCGAGCUCCAGGAAUGGUGGAGACGCUGAGUAUCGCAGUCAUCGGUGCUCCCGGAGUGGGGAAAACUUCUAUAAUCCGCCAGUUCAUCUAUAACGAUUUCUCGGAGGUGUACACGCCGACCAGGACCAGAUAUGUGUACAGACCCUCCGUCAUCCUGAACGGCAACAUGUAUGAGCUGAAGAUUUUGGACGUCCCGCCAAUCUCCUCCUUUCCAUCCAGCUCCAGUCAGGAGUGGCUGGAUUUGCGCUGUAGAGGUGUUCGCAAUGCAAACGCCUACAUCCUGGUGUACGACAUCUGCUGCGUGGAGAGCUUUGAAUACGUCAAGAUGAUCAGACAGCAGAUAGUGGAGCACAGGGAAGGCAGCAGCAGUGAGGUGCCAAUCCUAGUGGUGGGCAACAAGAGAGAUCUGCAGCGGCAGCGCUUCAUGCCUCGCAGGGCGGUGUCAGUCCUGGUGAAGAAGACCUGGAAGUGCGGUUAUGUGGAGUGCUCUGCCAAGUUUAACUGGCACGUAGUCCUGCUCUUCAAAGAGCUGCUGGGCAUCGCCGUGGCACGGGGCAUGCGCCAGAACCACACCUCCAUCCGUCUGCAGGGGGCGCUGCAGAGGAAUCGCUGCACCAUCAUGUGACCCAGAGAGCUCCCUCCACCCCUCUCACCUCAGGAGUGGAGCAACAGUGGAGAAAAAAAUGACUUUUUAUCUAAAUGGCUGGAAAACAUACCCCGUGGCCUCCUGCUUUACUGAGCUGAUUUUUUGCAUAAUGAGGUUUAUUAGUCUCUUGCGCUGUAAAAGACACUCACAUUUCACACAUGGUCAUCCAACCACUUCCUAGUCAGAUUCUGCCAAAUGUGUAAAUACAAGGAAGGAGGAAGGAGAGACAGUAAGUGAAACCCAAUAUGAAUAACAACGCACAGUUAUUUUUUCUCACAUCAACUCGACAGUUACUUGUUUGAGGCUGUGCUUCUCAAAUUACACAGCAACAGGUUUUAUAGAGAGUUGUGUCGUGGCUGCAGCUGGGCCUGGCGGGGGAAGCUGUGUUUGUGAGACACAAAACGAAGACGCAACAAUAUCGAGUCUUCCUAUCGAAUUUGUCAUUCAGUAAGGUCAACAGCAGAUGCUCAAAUCGGACAAAUUUUGAUUUGAUUUAAGGUUAAUGGUCAACAAGAUAGAAUAAUACAGCGUAAUAAAAUAGCUAAAGCUUCACUUCUGGGGGGAUUAUCUCGAUAUGAUUAGAUGGUGUUUGAUUUUAGAUUCUGAGAAGUAGCCUGCAUUUUUUUCUUUCCCUGUCCCUGUUUCCAACUUGGCCUACAGUGAAAGCUGUUUGUUCAGAUGAAGGGGGUUGUAAGGUUGUCUUGCAGCAGAAAAUGGUGCAGUCCCUAUCAUGAUGUAGUAGAGCUUUAAUCUGCUCCCUCCCCUUACUCAGUAUCUGUUUCUGAUGAAUACAUUAAAGCUGCAGAGCCUGAAACAAGAACCUGUAAAUGCACUGUAGAUGUUUAUAUACUGUGUGUGUGUGUGUGUGUGUGUGUGUGUGCUUAUA